This is a messenger RNA of Xiphophorus maculatus (southern platyfish), 6307 nucleotides long. It is a transcript of the gene pde1a, whose product is annotated as phosphodiesterase 1A. Gene Ontology annotation, molecular function: 3',5'-cyclic-nucleotide phosphodiesterase activity. Bases 1005 to 3116 code for a protein of 703 amino acids. NCBI's taxonomy places the organism in Eukaryota, Metazoa, Chordata, Actinopteri, Cyprinodontiformes, Poeciliidae. The record is from RefSeq and is a predicted model, not a curated record. Gene Ontology annotation, biological process: signal transduction. The transcript has 16 exons.
CCACAAAUGUGAAAUUGUAGGGCUUUUUUGUUUGUCUUUUUUUACAUUAACAGAAUACAGACAAAUAUUUGAACACAUGUGUAUUGGAAAAGCAGCUACUGUCAUAAAGCAAAUAACAACAUAGAUAUAUAUUUUUCCCAGUCUGGGUUUUGCAUGGUGCCUCUGCAACAGAUUUCUAUUUUUUUUCUUUUUCUGCAUUGACCAGUGGAGCCUCUUGAGGGCGCUAAUAGCUCUAUUCACUAUACGAUUGUUCCAUUUGACUGAGGAUGUGUGACUGUGAUUUUCAGGAACAUUACAUCAUCGUUGUCUAAAGCCCUACACACACACACGCCGCAUCUCUGGCAGCAGGUCAGAGGUCAGGGCAGACUGAGAUGUUUCGUUUUGCACCUUUAGCGUAAAGUUCUGCUCUUCUGAAUCCGGGAGGUGGGGAGAGAUGUGGAGGAGGAGGAAGAGGAGGAAGAGGCUGGUCUGUCGGCUGCAGGAUUCCAUCACUCUUGGCAACCGUUGUUGAGUUUCCACGGAAACACUAAGCAAUGUUCCCUGCUUUCUCUUUUGUCCUCCUUCAUCACUCUCUGCUGUCGCUCUCUCUCCCUCCCUCUCUCCAUCCCGUCUUUAUCGCUGGUCGACCUCCCCCUUGCGUUGCCACGGCGAUGCUCGGAGUCCGCCGCAGUGUUGGAGCGCAGAGUUGAACUGAUCGCCUUCCUUUUGCUGUUUGUUCUUUUCUCUUUAAAGAAAAAAAAAAUUUUUUUUUUUUGCAACCUCUCACCCAACCUCCCCACUGGGCAGAGGGCAACCAUUUGGAGUGUCUUGCAGAGUGACAUCAGAGGAAGUUGGAUGAAGUUGGAAAAACUCUUGUACUCUUCUUCUUCUUUUUCUUCUUCUUCAAUCUGCGUUGAUGUUUUCUCCACUCCGGCGCUCUGAGACACCUUUGCGGGGACCAAACUCCACUCUGUGAACACUUCUUGAGAAAAAGACAAAAAAAUAAAAAAAACUCGCAGAGAGAGAUGAGUGAUGAGGCGGAGGAGGUGCAGCUCCCUGUGGGGGUGACGGAAACUGAGGAGGAGCAACAGGAGGAAGGACUUUUCCAGGAGUUGUUGGAGGAACAAGAGGAGCGGGAAGAGGUGGAGGAGGUGAAGAUGUCACUCACAGAGGAGAUGCAGGAGGUGCAGCCAUGUGAGGUUGAGGAGAUGCAGCAAGCUGAGGAGAAGGAGGAGCAGCAGCUGCAGGAGGAAGAGGAGGAGGAGGAGGUGCAGGGUGAGGAGAUGCUGCAAACUGAGCAACAGCAGCUGCAGGAAGACGAGGGGAAGCACAUCGAGGAGGUGCAAGACUUUGUUGACACUCUGGAGCAGAACCACAACAAUCAGGUCCUGAUCCGACUCAGAGGAAUGCAGAAAUACAAAAUUACAUCUCAGAGGCUGAAGGCGGCCCUGGAGCAGAUGGACCGGGGCGUCGUGGACCUGCAGGAGCUCCGCAGGAACCUGGAGCUGGCGGCGGCCAUGUUGGAUGCCGUUUACACAGACGAGACCAGGCGCCUGCUGGACACGGAGGACGAGCUCAGUGACCUGCAGGCGGAGUCCGUGCCGAGCGAAGUGCGCGAUUGGCUGGCGUGCACUUUCAGCAGGAAGAUGGGCGUGGCCAAGCGGCGUCCCGAGGAGAAGCCGAGGUUCAGGAGCAUCGUUCACGCGGUGCAAGCCGGAAUCUUUGUGGAGAGGAUGUACAGACGGACUUCUAACAUGGCUGGGCUGACCUACCCUCCCACAGCUUUGAGAGCUCUCAAGGAGGUGGAUCAGUGGUCCUUUGACGUUUUUGCUUUCCACGAGGCCACUGGAGAACACGCCCUCAAAUUCCUGGUGUAUGACCUGCUGACCCGCUAUGACCUCAUCAACAGGUUCAGGAUCCCUGUGCAGGCUCUGGUGCAGUUUGUUGAGGCUCUGGAGAACGGCUACAGCAAACACAGGAACCCCUACCACAACCUGACCCACGCCGCCGACGUCACGCAGACCGCCCACUUCCUGAUGCUACACACCGGACUGAUGCACUGGCUAAGUGAGCUGGAGAUCCUUGCCAUGGUUUUUGCUGCGGCGAUCCAUGACUUUGAACACACGGGAACCACAAACAACUUCCACAUCCACACCAGGUCGGAGGUCGCCAUCCUGUACAAUGACAGGUCGGUGCUGGAGAACCAUCACGUCAGCGCCGCCUACAAGCUGAUGGCCGAGGAGGAUAUGAACAUCCUGGUCAACCUGAACAAAGAAGACUGGAGGGAGCUGAGGGCUCUGGUGAUAGAGAUGGUGAUGUCCACAGACAUGUCCUGCCACUUCCAGCAGAUCAAGACCAUGAGGAACGCCCUGACACAGACAAACGGUAUAGACAAAGUGAAGGUUUUAUCUCUGAUGCUUCACGCAGCAGACAUCAGUCAUCCUGCCAAAGCCUGGCCGCUGCACUACCACUGGACUCACAGCCUGAUGGAAGAGUUCUUCAGACAGGGAGAUAAAGAGGUGGAACUCGGUCUUCCUUUCUCUCCCCUCUGUGACCGCAAAGCCACCAUGAUCGCCCAGUCACAGAUAGGUUUCAUAGACUUUAUCGUGGAGCCCACUUUCACUGUCCUGGUUGAUACAACAGAGAAGGUGAUCGGACCUCUCAUAGAUGAAGACAGGAAGGCCAAAGAGAGUGGAAACAGAAGGUCAAGCCUGACAGGAAGCGGUUCAGUCACCGUGGAGUCGGUGCAAAGACACAGCAGUAAUCGCCAUGGAAACACCGACGACGGACAGAUGAACUUUUCCCUGACAGCCAUUGACCUGCCAGCUCUGAGGCACCACCUCUCCAGCGUCAUCGCCAGCAACAAAGAUCGAUGGAAGGAGCUGUCUGUGCACGAGCUGGCCAAGAAGGAGAAAGAGGAGACCGAGGCGAAAGACGAAGGUGAAGACACCGGCUCAGACGUCCCGCCCCAGGCCUCGCCCGGCCACGGCGUCACAGAUCCGUCGCAGAACUCAGACGAUUGUGCUCCAGCUGAAAAGUGUGAUGAUGAAUCACCUGACCACACGGCUGUGGAUCACCUGACCUGGAACGGGGCAGAGGAGGAAGAGGAGGACGACAAAGUGCCUGAAAAUGCCUGAUGACCCAAAACUACAAGUCCUCUAUUAAUCUGACUUUGGCAGAUCACCAUGGCAACAGGCAGCUCGGUUGCAGUAACCACUAGGGUUUAGACUCUUCUGUGUAAAGAAGCUGACUCAGUGGCCCCUCGGUGGCCCCCAGAGGGCCUCCAGAUUAUCUGUUUACAAGUGAAUGUGGAUAAAUCAUACUUUGGAGUGACACCCUCCCCCCACACCUCAUCAGAUCAUGGCUUCUUAGCAGCUUCCUGGUUCAUUUUCUGUCAGGCUCAGAGGUAAAUCGUCUGGAACAACCAAAGAGUGUGUGAUGGUUGGCGAAUCCCCGUUCACGAUUACCGUCGUUUAUCAGGACGAGUGAAACACGAAGCUGUUAAGAAGCAGCCGUGGCGGUGACUUCAGCAGGUGUGUAGUUUUGUUUAGACGCCUUCAGUAAUCCAUGGUGCUGCUCUGCUCUCUGCUCCAACUUCACAUGCUCAGGUAUGUCGUAAUCACCUAACACACCUCCACGUCUGUGACGGACGUUCUUGGUGUUGAGAUCCUCGUCGAAUCAAAGUAUUGAAGUGGAUGUAAGUAUGCUGACGCAAACAAGCUUUUAAAUUCCUUACAUUACUUUUGUUUACUCUUCAGGCCUCGACGUCUGCCAACGUUUGCCGCCACUUUACCUGAGUUCAUUUUCAAUAUUGUGCAGGAACGUUGGUCCUCUAAUUCAAUUAAAAAAUAAAUAUUGUAAUUCAUAUCUUCCAAGUACCUUCAAAGAGUCGUUGAGAAUGGUGAUACUUUGGACAGGAGGGAUCAAACCCAAUCAAAUCAAGUCUUACAGCCAAUCAGAAGAGGCCUCCACCUGAAGGCUGUGGCUGUAUGACAGGCUCAUGACAGUGAUGCUAUGCUAACAAUUCAACUUCCAGGCAGCAGAGAUGACAUUUCACAUUUCACCAUCGCUUGUUGAAAAGCACCACUAAUCCACCUCCUUUGCUUUUGCCGCUCGUCUUUAAAGGUCUUUAUGGCAGUAUGGUCCGACACGGUCAAGUCUGAGGUUUGAUAGUUGCUUAUUGUGAUCGAUAGACGUAGUUUUAACUUCCGCACUCGUUCUUUGGUCCUGCUCUGCAUCAAUGAAGCCUACUUUUCAACCCCUCUGGGAUUUGGUGUGAAAUCUGAAACUCAAUGUAAAUGUAAAAAAGAAAAUUGCCUCCAAUAAUCUCCAUCUGAUGAAAAUCACAAAAGAUUAACAAAAUGUUAUUAAUAUUACAAGCCAUACACAUGUGUAUUGGAGAUGUUUUUGUCAUAUUGACAAGACAAAGCUUCUAGGAGAAUGUCCAUUGGACAGAUGAGACAAAAUUUGAGCUUUUUCACAGGACAAAUUGGCCGUAUGUCCAGACACACAAAAAUGAAGCAGACCUAGAAAAGAUCACAGUCUCUGCUGUCAAACAUAGAGGAGGCUGGGUUAUGUUCUCGGGCUGCUUUGCUUUGCUUCCUCUGAAAUCUGUGCAGAAUAAAAUGAAAUCUCAAGGGAGCAUUCUGGAGAGAAAUACACUGCCUAGUGUCUUCCAACUAAAUAGUGACACAAAACUCAGCUAAAAACUCAAAACGAUGGCUAAGAGCAAAACAUCGGACUGUUCUGAAUUGUCCUUCUACAUUCAAUAGGACAUCUAGGAGCUGAAAUAUGCCAUCUGGAGAAGACGCCCUUCAAAACUCAAACAGUUUGCCCUGGAGUGGGGCGAAGUCCCUGUUGACAGGUGCAGAAGCCUCACUGACACAGUGAUUGAUUGCAGUUCUUACCUUAAAACAACAAAAUAUCAAGUUACGGGUACCAUCACUUUUGUCCAGGCAUGUUGCACUAGUUGGCUUUUUAAAAUGAUUCUGCUGAAACACGAUUUUCAGCGGUUCAUUUUCCAGGAAUUUUGUUUAUCGUUGCUUUUGUCCGUUUCCAGUUAUCUCAGUGACCUUUGUGUUCAUUUGUGCCCUUUAAAAGUCCAGUUGAUCUUAAGCUCAGCAGUCAGCAUCAGUUUUUGUUUUACGUUUCAUGUCCUAAGAUGUUGUUUAAUUUCUUCACACCGCUUUCACAUGGCGCUUGCCUUCCCAAAAUUCAUUCUCUACUUUAUCAUCCAGAGUUCAUGGGGUUACUUUGUCCUCUCUUCUCAUAGCCAUGGUUUCCUUCUGUGUUCCUUUUAUUUAAAUCGUCUCUCAUUCAGAUGUUCUUCAUAUUUUUAUUCAUGGACUUUCUGCAUCUGUCUUCGUUUCAGUCAAAUAAAAACUUCUCUGUCAUCAGAUGCUGGUCUGUUUGAUUGUGAGCCUCAAUUUGAGUCCUUCGUCCACUGAUCCAUGACAACACGCCUUAAACCAAGAAGAGGAACGGAAGAGCUGAGCAAUUUAGGCGACUCUUCAGACAAGCAUUUAUUUUAAGAACUCAAAAAAAAAAUGUGGCCGUUUGACACCAUCUUGAAUUCAAUAGAAUCCGUCACCCCUCCGUUCUUACCUUACGUCUCUCCGGUUAGAGACCCAGCAGUUGUCACAGCACCAUUAGUUCUUCCUGGGAUGACACGAAGCGCUUUGUGUUGCCAAAGCAACGCUUGACUCUGGCAACACAGGCUGCUCUGUGUCCAGGUGGGGAGCAGAGCAGCAACAGUGAGGCGGUCCGGAUUUUACUACGUGUGUCUUCUUCACGAGACGUUUUAUACAGCACGGAAUGUCUUCUUGUUCUUUAGGACAAUGUGUCCAUAGCAUAAUAUUAGGAUCUGUACCAUCCUUGUAUAAAGAGUAGAGACGAACCCUCCACAUGCAGACAGAUCAAUAACGGUGACUCAGUGGCGGCACCAGUCAUCUGACAACAACCAGACUACUGCAGCUCAUCGUCCGGCCAGUUUCUCUUCUCUGUGUUACCGUUGCAACUGCUGACUGUGAAAAAACGACGGGACCGCCGCAGUGUUACCACGGCGAUGAGGUCAUUGUUGGUUUCCACAUGAAUGGCCAAAGAGCCAGCGCUAAGCCAAGAUGACCAACAGUGAAUACUCUGUAGACGCUCAGAUCACUGUGCUUGUUCCUGCGAUGUUCGCUGUGGUCGUUGUGUAUCCUUGGCUCUUUGUGUUACAGAGUGUGUAUGUUGGAAAUGGGAGGCCGAGAGAGAAAGAGAGAGAGAGUGGGUGUGUGUGUGUGUGUGUCUGCUGUACAGUAAUUUAUUGUAUUAAACAUCCUAAACUCUG